This is a messenger RNA of Talaromyces amestolkiae, 966 nucleotides long. RefSeq lists its product as uncharacterized. The transcript has a single exon. Gene Ontology annotation, molecular function: hydrolase activity. The coding region runs from base 1 to 966 and encodes 321 amino acids. The record is from RefSeq and is a predicted model, not a curated record. NCBI's taxonomy places the organism in Eukaryota, Fungi, Ascomycota, Eurotiomycetes, Eurotiales, Trichocomaceae.
AUGGCGCUUCAAAUUGAUCCUGAGUUGGGUGCAAUACUGAAGGCCAGAGCUGGCGGUGUACCCCCUUUUUCAGCUGUUGACCCGGCGAAUUUCGAGGCCAAGAGGAUAGUCCAUGCACAAUUGAUGUCAGCAGUUGAUCAGCGUUUGUCAAUGCCAGAUGAUAUCGAGAUAUCUACAUUUCACGCCCGCGCUCUUGAGGGCCACGAUAUACCGAUUUAUCGCUUUCACAGUCUGAGCGACAACGACAACUCAAGCCGACGUUCUGCAAUCGUGUACGUCCAUGGCGGUGGAAUGGUCCUUGGCCGUGCUCUCGACCAGAAGAAUUCUCUAGCUAUCCAGGUGUCAUGCACAGGCGUCCAGGUCUUCUCGGUCGAGUAUCGACUUGCUCCGGAGCACCCUCAUCCUACUCUGGUAGAAGACGUUUACGCUGCGGUCAGCUGGCUGAGCACCAAUGCUGAGCAAUUUGGGAUUGAUCGCGCUCGCAUUGCUGUGAUGGGAGAAAGCGCAGGAGGUGGAAUCGCCGCGGGUGUUGCUCUUCUGGCCAGAGAUCGCGGGCUCCAUCCACCAUUGGCAAAACAAAUCCUAAUUUGCCCCAUGUUGGACGAUCGCAACAACAAGCCCGUGCCAGAGAUAGAGGCGUUUGCUAUAUUCAAGGUUGAAGAAAAUAUCCGAUGCUGGAGGGCGGUAUUAGGCCACAAGUAUGGCACAGAUGAGGUACCAUGUUAUGCAGCGCCGGUGCGGGCUGAAUCGAUACAGGGUUUGCCUUGUACGUAUAUCGACGUUGGAAACUUGGAUAUUUUUCGCGACGAGAUCUUUCUAUAUGCUUCCCGGCUAGCAUCUGCGAAUAUACAAACGGAAUUUCAUCUUUACCCGGGUGUCCCGCAUGGGUUUGACGGCAUUGGCCGAGAUAUCACGAUAACAAAGUCUGCCAUGGAGAACAGGAAGAGGGCAAUCAUAAGUUUUUAG